CAGUUUGCCAAUUUGGAAGGCGAUCGAUCAAUCGCACAAUCAGACCAUCGAGGUUUUGAGAUAAUGAAGCGAAGAAGACAAAGAUAUAACAACAAUGUAAAAGAAGAUCGGCUUAGUAAUUUACCUGAUUUCCUUUUACUUCACAUACUGUCCUUUGUGGAUACCAAACACGCCGUUCAAACUUGUAUACUGUCCACAAGAUGGAAAAAUAUCUGGAAGCAUCUUCCCACUCUAACAUUGCAUUCCUCACGCUUUAGGAAUAUGAAGGAUUUUACAAAAUUUGUGUCUCGUAUUUUGUCUCUUCGUGAAGAAUCAACAACACUACAAUCUCUUGAUUUUCAGCGCAGUGGUAUCGUGGAGCCUCACUUACUCAAAAGGAUUGUUAAAUACGUUGUUUCACACAAUGUCCAGCGAUUACGAAUCAAUAUAAGAUGUGAUUUUCAACACUUUCAAACUUGUUUGUUUUCAUGUCACACUUUAACCUCUCUUGACCUUUCUGUUGUUCACUCUAGAACCUCGGAAAAAUUAUUAUUUCCUAGUUCCCUUAAUUUACCGGCAUUAACAAGUUUGUCUCUACAGUCAUUUGCCUUUCCUGUUGGCAAUGAUGGUCGCACUGAACCUUUUAUGACAUUACAAAACUUGAAUAGUUUGAUCAUCCGGCGUUGUAAAGUUAUUGAUGCACAUACCAUUUGCAUAUCAAGUGCUACACUUGCUAAUUUAACUUUAGAAACACAUCUCGGUGACUAUUGCGAAAUUGAGUUAUCUACUCCAAGUCUUUGCACCUUUGUCUGUGUUUGUAUCGAGGUUAUUCCUACUCUGAAACUUUGCGCGAGCAAGACCAAUCUCUCUUCUGUAAAACAUGUAGCUAUUCAUGUAUUUUGUCCAUCCAGAUCUAUAAAAACUUCAUUGGUUCUACUCAACUGGUUGGUUGAGCUUUCUAAUAUCAAAUCAUUGAUUAUUAAUUCUUCUAUUCUUGAGGUUCUCUCCUUAGUUCCUGAUUUAUUGAAGGUUGAGUUCCGUUCCUUUUGUAACUUGAAGUCGCUUAAAGUACACAAGUACAUACCUUCAUCCGAACCUAACGGAGUAUUGGACUUUUUGCUUCAAAACUCGCCUACAACAAAGGCUGAAAUCAUAAACUUAUUUAGGUAAAUGUGGAUUCAACUUGUUGAACCGCAUAUUUCUGGUUUGAUUUUUGCAAUGCGGUUAGUUUAGUUGCUUCAAUAACAUUACACUAAUGGUUUCCUUGGAGUUUUCUUAUUCAACUUAUGUAUGUAAA
Messenger RNA from Trifolium pratense (red clover), 1276 nucleotides. Its product is annotated as F-box/FBD/LRR-repeat protein At1g78750-like. Gene Ontology annotation, molecular function: protein binding. NCBI's taxonomy places the organism in Eukaryota, Viridiplantae, Streptophyta, Magnoliopsida, Fabales, Fabaceae. The transcript is spliced from 2 exons. The record is from RefSeq and is a predicted model, not a curated record. Bases 64 to 1149 code for a protein of 361 amino acids.